CGACUAGAUUGACUUGUAACUCUUAUUUCCUUCGUGACUAAGAAUAAAAAUAAUCGCGUAUUUAUAUAAGCUCGUUCGCCUGCUCCUUGAAAUGAUCAGCUCACACAUAAGGAAAAUCAGAAAAACUAAUGGAGCAGCCUUUUCUAUCAUCAGGGAAAAGCGACGGCGAGCAGUGGAGCUCAUACGAGCACGUGGGAAGGGCGGGCUCGGCGAUCCCGACGGCUUCGCUGACCGGAAAUGAAGUCACCGUCGACGAAAUUCGAUUGGCGGCCGCUUAUUCCAGUCCGUAUUCUCCCUCUCUCCAUGCCCCUUUGCUGGUUUCACCUGGGCCUUCUCUUCAUAAUGAGCCUGUGGUCGGUUAUCCCCAGGGCCCGAAUUACGGCCAUUUUGGCGACCCUGCUGCUAAUGCUCAUAGACAAGUAUUGGAUGAGGUAGAAAUUCGAGAGCUACUCAUAGACCAUGUGGGUCAUCGGUGUUGUUGGGUUAGUCGUCCGGCUCGAACUUGGCCUAUUCAUGCAGUGGAAAAUUGCAAUGUCUAUGUGGGAACCCUUGAGACUUUUGUUGAAGAGAGAGAAGCAAUAACUGAAACCGAACCAUAUCUUUCCGGCGAAGUAGAUGGGAAAGAAAAAGGUCCACAGCUUGGGACAUGGGAAAUGGAUAUGAGGUCCGAGUUUCCUGUGCUAUUUACACCUCAUAAAGAAUCUCGGGUUGUGGUUCCUCAUUCGGAAGCUGUUGAUAAAUGCUCGGGUUGUGGGGGGAGAGGAAAAAUUGUAUGUCCUACUUGUAAUGCAGAUCAAGAACCUGGUUUCUACAAAGCAAAUCAGAUGUCUCAGUGUUCUGUUUGUUACGGAAGAGGUUUGAUUGCGCAUCAAGAUGGAUCAGAUACAAUAUGUAAGACAUGCAAGGGUAAGGGGGUCGUUCCUUGCGCCACAUGCGGAUCUCAAGGAGUUGUCAAAUGCGAGACAUGUAUCGGUAGUGGCUCGAUUCUGAAACGCCAGGUGGCUCUUGUUAAAUGGAAAACCUUUACAACUAGAAAAGUAAGCGCAACAAGUGGAGCUGCAUCUGUCCCGGAUGAAGUCUUUCACAGGGCAAAAGGGGUUCAGCUAUGCAAUACUCAGGCGCACCAGUGCACGCCAGCCUUUUUCGCCGACUCGUAUUUUCUGAACAAGUUCUCUUCGGAAGUGAUUUCCGAGAGGGCCCCGGUACCUCCUUCUUCCCGAGUCAUUUGCGAGAGGCACGUCAUUUCAGUUAUUCCGGUCACUCGAGUUACGAUGACUCACCAACGCCGUUUGUUCAGUUUCUACAUCAUUGGAACUGGAAAAGAGGUUUACAUGAAAGACUUGUAUCCUUCUAGGUUUUGCUGGGGGCUAUGUCCUUGCUUGGAUUGGUUGAGCUUGUAACUGUUUUUUUUUUUUUUUCCCCUCUUUUCAAGAUUAUGGUUCAUUGUUGCUUGUUAAUCGACACGGUUUGGCAUAUAGCGAAAGAAUGAAUAAGAAAAGGAUUCAUCUUGAUAAACCUUACAGGGUUUCAUAUUGUAUAUGAGCUAUUGAGCUGUAAUACCUAUGUCUGUACUUGGGACUUCCCAAUGCACAAUUAUUCAUAUGAUAAUAGUGAUUGGGUCAUCUUUUAGUUCCAUAGAUCUACUGUGCAGUGCAAGGACAAUGGUUUUCCUUAUUAUUUGAGCCACCUCGAAAUAAUU
Messenger RNA from Striga asiatica, 1699 nucleotides. Lineage: Eukaryota; Viridiplantae; Streptophyta; Magnoliopsida; Lamiales; Orobanchaceae. The record is from the annotation of a GenBank genome assembly.